Molecule: messenger RNA, 1046 nt
Organism: Raphanus sativus (radish)
Lineage: Eukaryota; Viridiplantae; Streptophyta; Magnoliopsida; Brassicales; Brassicaceae
Product: ABC transporter G family member 10-like
Exons: 1
Molecular function (GO): ATP hydrolysis activity; ATP binding
Source: RefSeq, a predicted model, not a curated record
AUUUAUUCUUUCACUUAAUCUCACACUCUUUGCUCAAUUUUCUUUUGACCUCUCUUAUCUCUCAAAGCUUGAUGCUUUCUUUCUCCCACUUUCUUUCUUAGAUGGAGUUACCGGUGAAAGCUCCCUUUUCCGGUAGUAACCGCAAAAUCUCUUAUAGACUAGAAACCAAGAAUCUAUCAUAUAGAAUAGGUGGAAACACUUCAAAGUUUUCAAAUAUAUGUGGCUUAUUGAGUGAAAAAGAAGAAAAGGUUAUCUUGAAAGAUGUUUCUUGUGACGCAAGAUCCGCAGAGAUCACUGCCAUCGCUGGUCCUAGUGGAGCUGGGAAGACAACGUUACUAGAGAUACUAGCUGGGAAGGUAUCUCAGGGGAAAGUCUCAGGGCAAGUUCUUGUCAAUGGGAGGCCUAUGGACGGUCCUGAGUACAGGAGGGUUUCAGGGUUUGUACCACAAGAAGAUGCUCUGUUUCCGUUUCUUACGGUGCAAGAAACACUGACGUACAGCGCACUCCUGAGGCUGAAGACGAACAGGAAAGAGGCGGUCGCGAAGGUGAAUAAGCUGAUGGAAGAACUCGGUCUUGAACAUGUCGCGGGUUCGAGGAUCGGAGAAGGAUCAAGAUCUGGGAUCUCUGGAGGUGAGAGAAGAAGGGUUUCUAUUGGAGUUGAGCUUGUUCAUGACCCUAAUGUUAUAUUGAUUGAUGAGCCAACCUCUGGUUUGGACUCAGCUUCUGCUCUUCAAGUUGUGAUGCUUCUCAAAGAUAUGACCGUCAAACAAGGCAAAACCAUUGUCCUGACGAUUCACCAGCCCGGUUUUCGCAUCCUCGAGCAGAUUAACCGGAUAGUGUUGCUCUCUAGUGGACUGGUUGUUCAGAACGGAUCGGUUAAUAGUCUUUAUCAGAAGAUCAAGUUCUCUGGUCACCAGAUUCCUCGCCGUGUGAAUGUCUUGGAGUACGCUAUUGAUAUUGCGGGGAGCCUUGAACCGGUCAUGACACAGAGCUGCAGAGAGAUCUCGUGUUACGGUCAUGGCAAAACGUGGAAGAGUAAUAACGCA